AUGGAUGUUUUCUCGUUCUGGUUCAUUUUGGCCUCAUAUUCGGUUAAAGCAUUUGCUCAGCAAUGUAAGUUGACGCAACGAUCUGAACAUGGCUUAGUUCUCCUUGAUCACGUGUUCAAAUCAUUCGCUGUGGAUCGGUUGGCUUCGUGUUAUAUUGCCUGCAAUUCACAACCUGCGUGCCAAAGUCUUAACUUCAGGCUAAGUGACAAAACUUGCCAGUUUAACAAAGAAACUAAGAUUUCCUGCCCGGCUUGUCUGAAGCAGAAUGAAGGGUUUAUUUAUGCUGAUAACCCAGAUAGAGGUGAGAAUAUCCUUAAAACAAAUUUUUUUCCCUUGUUAUUUCGACAACUGAAGAAAUUGGAAGACAUGAUUUCUAGGGACUUGGUUACGUAAUGAGUCCACUUAAUUCUAAGGUCUCAAGUAUACGUAAUUAGUCUGCGUCAUUCUGUCAAAUAGCAAACUUCAAACGUUAAAUUUGCUAGAAUCUAACCUAUCGUCAAAUGGACCUAUUUCUAAGAGCCAAACGGCAUAAAAACUGCCCAAUUAAGAACACCCUUUACUUAUGGUAUUAUCAAAACUUUUGCUUGCUUGUCAUCAACUGCAGAUUAAGAUGUAAAGCGAUCAAUACGUUGUAACAAGUACUUUCAUUCAUAAAUGUUAAUUGUGUUCUCUUCAGUUGUAAUAUGUUGAUUACGCAUGCAAAGUAUAAUGAUUUGUUUGCGUAUUUUUCGUUACAGCUUUACUCGGGUCAGUUCCCUUCAGAGCUGCAGAGUCCUGUCGACAUAUCAUUCAGAGUGGAGAUUCCACUGGGAAUGGAGAGUACUGGGUCGACCCACAAGGGAAUGGAAACUCCUUCAAGGCUUUCUGUGACAUGACAAUUGAUAGAGGUACCUUGCGGUUUUUAUUUUGCUUUCAAAUGUUGGUUUUUUUUCUUUGUUCUUUAUAGAGCCAGGGUUUUUUUUAAUUUAUAGGAGGCUGGAUGAUAGUGUUAAACAUUAUUUUAGCAAGCUCUCGAUCUUCAUGGUGGAAUGGCACCGCUGAACAAACGUUUCAAGGCAUGCGUAACUACGGAAACGGCAAAAUGGCUAUAACCAAAAGCGCUAUGAACCAACUAAGAGCGUAUAUAAACUUUACCCAAAUAAGAUUUCACUGCAGCAAAAGAAAAGGAACAACAUUCCACGUCAGAACGACUCUGAACAGCAAAGGUGCUGAAGUGGUGCGAUAUUUCAGCGGGGAAAGAGAUGAGAUGCCAGACUCGUGUGACUCCUUCGUCCGUAUGGAUGACGAUAACUCAAGACUGGCACAGAAUUGUGCGAUAUGGGCAUAUGAUGGUAAGUGGGGACAUGUCAGCCAUAAUGUUGGAGAGAAUCGUCUGUACAACUACGCAGCAUUUGUGGCCUUGAGUUAU
Messenger RNA from Pocillopora meandrina, 1408 nucleotides. Lineage: Eukaryota; Metazoa; Cnidaria; Anthozoa; Scleractinia; Pocilloporidae. The record is from the annotation of a GenBank genome assembly.